UUUUUUCCUUUUAGCUAAAAAAUGAGUUCUUCGGUAAAGAGAAGAGGGAGACCAAACAGUGGAGGAAGAAAAGGGGGAGGAGGAGCAGGUGGUGGCAACAAGCUGCAAGCCACUGGCAACAAAAAAGGCUCGGACAAAAAUUGGGAUUAUGAUUUCUGUGUUUUCAGUGGAACAAAAAAAGCAGACAGAGAAAAUGGACAGACCAAGCAUGCAUCCAAGACCAAAACACCUCUGCAGACUCUUCAUAUGACUUCAGAAAAUCAGAAGAGAGUGAAAGAACUUCUUUGUGAGCUCAAGGGGCAGGAGCUGGCUUCUGGUUCAAAGACACUUAUAUCAGGCACAGAUGACUGCAGUGAAUUAGUUUGUCUUGAAGAUGAACAGUUCUGGUCGGGUGACAAUGCAUUCUCUAAAACCAGUUCAGGAGCUGCUUCUCAAGCGCCAGUGGCACAUGUGCUAGAGACAGAAGUGUCAUCUUUUGCUGUGCAUAAGCUUUCCAGGUAUGGCUUUGGUUUUGAGCAUUGCCAAGCAGUACUGAAAUCUUACAAUAGUAACAUUGGGGCAUCCUUGGAGCAUUUGCUUUUGCAGUACUUCACAGAAAAUUUUGGAAAGAGGAUGCAGCUCACAGAAGCUGCUGUUCAAUCAGAUAUUAAAGACUGCUUGGAACAAAGGCAAGAAGAAGCUUUAGCCCUCCAUUCAAUCUGUGGAGGCAAAUUUGUUGAACGAAUUCAAAAUCGAGUUUGGACUAUUGCCUUAGAGAUGGCAUAUCUAACGGAUAUUUUCAGCAAGAGAAAACAAGGGAAUAGCAUCACCAGUAACAUACUUAAUUCAGAUUCCCUAGGUAUCUGUAAAUAUUACCUCCGAGGAGAUUGCACGUUUGGAUCAAGAUGCAAGUUCAAGCAUGAAACUCCACAAAAUGAGAGAUCACUUCCUCACAUUAGAGAAGAUGCUCAUCUCAGACUUAAUGCCCCUGUGUAUGAACUCGAAGUAAGAUUUCCGGAGGAUAAUAAAUACCCAUAUCAGCCACCUCUUGUGGCAUUCUAUUCUACUAAUGAGAACCUGCCCUUGUCUUGUCGGUUGCACUUAGCUGAAUUCCUUUAUGAAAAGGCCUUAAUAUCAUCUGAGUCUAAUAAACCUGUAGUAUAUGAUUUUGUAACAUGCUUAGAGGAUGAAGCUCAAGUCGUGAAAUUGCUUAAUAGGACAUCCCACAAAUACAGUGUUCCUCCAUUGCCUCUGAUGACGCCUCUGGCAAGAACAUCAAGAGAUCCUGGUAAGCAAGAGCUUUUGAAUCGCCCUUAUGGUCCAUACCAGAUUUCAGAAGCAACAGAGGUGGGAGCUGAGGAGGAUGAGAAUGACCAAGAGGGCCUCCAAACAGUUCAUAUGGAGAAGGAGAGUUAUGUGAAUCUCAAAAAGAAACUUUUAUUGAAAAGCAGCAUUCCAUCAGAGUCCAUUAUCAAAGAGAAUCUUAAAAUUUGCAAACAGUUCAACAUAAAAAAGUCUUCUAGGCGUUACCAGGCCAUGUUACGAGAACGACAGAAACUUCCUGUGUGGGAAAAGAAGAAAAACAUUCUCAGAUUGCUGAACGAAUAUCAGGUCCUGGUUGUCAGUGGUAUGACUGGAUGUGGAAAGACCACUCAGAUACCUCAAUUUAUCUUGGAUUCCUCUCUAGAAGGUCCUUCUAAUAAAGUAGCCAACAUCAUUUGCACCCAACCUCGUAGGGUUGCUGCCAUUUCUGUUGCUGAACGCGUAGCAAAGGAACGAACAGAAAGAGUUGGAGUUACUGUUGGGUACCAAAUCCGGUUAGAAAGUGUCAUGUCUUCAUCUACACGGCUAUUGUACUGUACUACUGGAGUGCUUCUGAGACGACUAGAAGGGGAUAUGAAUUUACAAGGAGUCACUCAUGUUAUUAUUGAUGAAAUACAUGAGAGAACAGAAGAAAGUGAUUUCUUGUUGUUGAUUUUGAAGGACAUAAUGUUACAAAGACCAGAGCUGCAUGUUAUACUAAUGAGUGCUACUCUGAAUACAGAAGCCUUUUCUCAGUACUUUAAUUCCUGCCCUAUCGUCAAUAUACCAGGAAGGACAUUCCCUGUUGAACAGUUUUUUCUGGAAGAUGCAAUUGCAGUGACUGGGUAUGUUUUGGAGCACAGCAGUCCGUAUAUGUGCAGAGUAAAACAAGCUACUGGCAAGACAGGAAGGUAUGCAAGGACUGCUGCAGAAGAAGUGGAAGAGGAUCUAAAGAAUGCUGGCUUGGUGAAAACUACAGUCCAGGAUUCAGUCCCAGACCAACAGCUGACUUUCCAGCAAUUGCUGAUGCGUUACAAAGGGGUUAGCAAAUCAGUAUUGAAAACAAUGGCAAACAUGAAUUUAAACAAAGUAAAUCUUGAAUUAAUUGAAGCCUUACUUGAAUGGAUUGUCAGUGGCAAACAUUCGUAUCCACCAGGUGCAGUACUGAUAUUUUUGCCAGGCCUAGCAGAAAUCCAAGCAUUAUAUAAGCAGUUGCAGUCUAAUCCCCUGUUCAACAACCAACACAGCAAACGCUGUGUUGUGUAUCUUCUCCAUUCAACCCUUUCCAGUGAAGAUCAGCAGUCUGUAUUCCUCCAGCCUCCUCUUGGCAUCACCAAAAUCAUCAUAUCUACAAACAUUGCAGAAACUUCCAUAACCAUUAAUGAUGUGGUCUAUGUGAUUGACUCAGGAAAGAUGAAGGAAAGAAGGUAUGAUCCAAGCAAGGUCAUGGAAAGCCUGGAGGAUUCCUACGUGUCCAAAGCCAAUGCCUUGCAAAGGAAAGGACGAGCAGGCCGCGUAGCUUCUGGGGUUUGCUUUCACCUUUUUAGCAGCCAUCAUUAUAAUCAUCAUCUCUUAAAGCAGCAGUUGCCUGAGAUACAGCGAGUGCCUUUGGAACAGCUUUGUCUCAGGAUAAAGGUUUUGGAAAUGUUCUCCACACAUAGAUUUCAUUCAGUGUUAUCACGACUUAUUGAGCCACCAACAGCUGAAUCUAUAAAUGCAUCAAAGAUGCGGUUGCAGGAUGUAGGAGCCUUAACGUCAGAUGAAAACCUUACUCCCUUGGGACAUCAUUUGGCUUCCUUGCCUGUUGAUGUGAGGCUUGGGAAAUUAAUGCUCCUUGGAACCAUCUUUCGCUGUCUGGAUCCUGCACUAACAAUAGCAGCAAGCAGGGCUCACAAGUCACCUUUUAUUUCUCCAUGGGACAAAAGAGAGGAGGCAUUCAAGAAAAAGCUAGAAUUUUCCAUAGGAAACAGUGAUUAUCUGGCUCUCCUCCAAGCAUAUAAGGGGUGGUGCCUGUCUUCAAAAAAGAGCUUUCAAGCAAGUUACACAUUUUGCAGACAAAACUUUUUAUCAGAAAAUGUUCUUCAGGAAAUGGCACGUUUAAAAAGGCAGUUUACUGAACUAUUGUCAGAUAUUGGGUUUGUGAAAGAGGGGCUCCGAGCCAGAGACAUAGAACAGAGAUUUUCUCAAGGCGGGGAUGGUGUUCUUGAAGCUACAGGAGAAGAGGCAAAUGCAAAUGCAGAGAAUGUCAAGUUGAUAUCAGCCAUGUUAUGUGCCGCUAUGUAUCCAAACGUAGUUCAGAUAAAAGUACCAGAAAGGAAGUAUCAGAAGACUAGUAAAGGGGCUGAUAAAGUGAAUCCAAAACCUGAAGCACUGAUGUUUGCUACAAAAAAACAGGGUUACGUUCACAUUCAUCCAUCCUCUGUAAACUAUCAGAUAAAGCACUUUGAGAGCCCCUACUUGGUGUACCAUGAAAUGGUAAAAACCAGCCGGGUAUUUGUUCGAGAUUGCAGCAUGGUGUCGGUGUACCCACUUAUCUUGUUUGGAGGAGGCCGUGUGAACGUACAGCUCCAGAAUGGGGCAUAUGUUGUUUCCUUGGAUGAUGGGUGGAUUCAUUUUGUUGCAGCCUCACAUCAGGUGGCAGAACUAGUGAAAGAACUUCGCAAUGAACUUGACCAGUUACUCCAGGAAAAAAUUAAAAACCCCAGCAUGGAUCUGUGCACUUGCCCUCGAGGAUCUCGUAUUAUCAGCUUGAUUGUAAAACUUGUGACCACACAAUAGCAUUAGCUAGUGAGGAUGGCUUUCUUGUAAUGUUAAUGACAGAAUGAAAUGUAGCACUGGCCAUUGUACAGCUGUUAUGGAAGUCUAAAGGAAAGUAAACAUCCAACUAAAAAAACCCUGUUUUUUAAGUAGCCCAAAAUAAGCAGUUUUAAAAUCAUGGUAGAAACUGAUACAUGUUAACACAAGGAGCUUGCAUGUAAGUUUUCUUUUAAGUAUCCUUUUGCAAAGCAAGGAAUGAAAGGUAAGCAUUCAGAAGAUAAUUCAGAGAGAUUGCACAUAAAUUCAGUGUCUAAUGAUUCUUCUCUCAUCACUUUUUCUGUCCAAUAAAGGAUUAACUCUUGUGACAAUCUGGCUGUAUAUUAAUUUGUCCUUGCUCUUCCCAAAAAGGCAGUGUAUGAAACUUACCAUAGCCAAGGUUUGUACAUUGUUCUGUGUCCUAAAAUGAAUCCUCUCCAGUUUCAGUAGAUUUGCAUCUUUUUCAUUUACUCAAAUAAUCAAUGUAGGCUGCUAGAAUUCAAAUAUGGUGAUACAAGUUAUGGAAUAAUUUUAGCAUAAAAUUGGCCUAGGCUUGCAAGA
Messenger RNA from Candoia aspera, 4635 nucleotides. It is a transcript of the gene DHX57, whose product is annotated as DExH-box helicase 57. Gene Ontology annotation, molecular function: ATP binding; RNA binding; protein binding. The record is from RefSeq and is a predicted model, not a curated record. The transcript is spliced from 23 exons. Lineage: Eukaryota; Metazoa; Chordata; Lepidosauria; Squamata; Candoiidae. Gene Ontology annotation, cellular component: intracellular anatomical structure. Bases 22 to 4059 code for a protein of 1345 amino acids.